Molecule: messenger RNA, 1260 nt
Organism: Effrenium voratum
Lineage: Eukaryota; Dinophyceae; Suessiales; Symbiodiniaceae
Source: the annotation of a GenBank genome assembly
AUGAAGACAGUCGCCAGCAUACUCGCCCUGCUGGCGUUGGGCCGCAGCAAGAAGUUAUUGGAAGAUGGCAAGAUCCAGGCUGAUGCCCCCUCGUGUGUGAAAGUGCGGUGCCCUAAAGCUUGGGUACCAAAGGUUGGCCAUCACACCUUGGAAGGGUCAACUCCGGAGGAAUGCUGCGACAAGACUUGCGAGCUCUUCGAGUGCACGGGGGCUUAUAAGGCCAACGAGGACUACUUCGGCAACGUCGGCUCUUCAGUGCAGGCUUGCUGUGACAAGAUGUGUGGCUCUGAGUACCACUGUGAUGUGGGAUACGUGCUGGCAGACAGCCGUGCCGCUGGCACUACCAAGGAGGAGUGCUGCCUUCCCAAGUGCGAGCUCUUCAACUGCACUGCCCCUUGGGCACCCAGCGCCGCCAAGAAGGAGGUGGUUUCCGACGAGCCGGAGCAGUGCUGUGAUCAGACGUGUGCCAUGGUGAACUGCUCCUUGCCAGAUUGGGUGGUCAACGAGAGCAAGGCGUCUGAAGUUGGGAGUUCGCCAGGGGCUUGCUGCACCCCAACAUGUGGCAACGCCAAAACGGUUUGUCCCUUUGGCCAUUUGGUGCAGGAGGGUGCGAAGAACAAAAGUUCCGACGGAACCGCGGAGUCCUGCUGCACAAAGCAGUGCAAAGCUCACGUUUGCAGCGCUGGUUGGGCCCCUGAUGUCUCAAAGCAAGAGGACUUUGGUGAAGAUGAUGGAGACUGCUGCCUUCCCACGUGCAAGCAGUUCGAUUGCUCCUUGGAAGAUGGAUGGGCGCCGUCCAAUGUGGAGACGGUGGGUAGCAACGAGACGCAAUGCUGCGUUGCCACAUGCAAGCAAUGGACCUGCAAUGCCACUGAGAGUUGGCUGCCGGUGCCUGGCAAGGAGAACGCCACUGGAAGCAGCAAUAGCGCCUGCUGCGAGCCAGCGUGCAGCAUUUUCUCUUGCAACUCUGCCGAAGGCCGUAUCCCAGUCCAGGCUGCUGCCACUGUGGGCGGCUCGAGCGACGACACCUGCUGUGAGAGCAGUAAAUGCACCCAGAUUCGUCAGAAUAUGACGGUGCUCAAGGCGGACCAGCACUGCAAUGAUCUUUCAGAAGCAGAGUGUGAGACAAAGUACUUCCUGCAUGCAGAUGGAAAUUCUUCAGCAGUCGUCACGUGCACCUUUGAUGAUGUCUACAAGCUGUGCCGCUAUGACGUUGCCGCGGCUAUCAAGGGUGGCUGCUCUGGUAUGGAUGCAAAGUGA